Molecule: messenger RNA, 441 nt
Organism: Nematolebias whitei (Rio pearlfish)
Lineage: Eukaryota; Metazoa; Chordata; Actinopteri; Cyprinodontiformes; Rivulidae
Product: protein kinase C epsilon type-like
Exons: 3
Coding region: 43-441 (132 amino acids)
Biological process (GO): protein phosphorylation
Molecular function (GO): ATP binding; protein kinase activity
Source: RefSeq, a predicted model, not a curated record
UCCUCUCACUGCUCCUCUCUGCAGGACCACUUGUUCUUUGUGAUGGCGUAUGUUAACGGGGACGACUUGAUGUUCCAGAUUCACUGGUCCAGGAAGGCUGACGAGGCUCGGUCUUGUUUCUGUGCCGCCGAAGUCACGUCAGCUCUGAUGUUUCUGCACCGACACAGCAUUAUUUACAGAGACUUGAAGCUGGGCAACAUAUUGAUGGAUGCAGAAGGUCACUAUAAACUGGCCAACUUUGGGAUGUGCAAGGAGGAAAUCCUCAAUGGAGUCAUCACAACCACCUUCUGUGGGACACCAGAUUACAUUGCACCAGAGAUCCUUCAAGAGCUGGACUACAGUCCAUCAAUGGACUGGUGGGCUCUGGGGGUGCUGAUGUAUGAGAUGAUGGCAGGACAGCCACCAUUUGAAGCUGAUAAUGAAGACGACCUCUUUGAAUGA